UGCCCAACUAGCUAUAGCUCGCUAACACAGCAAACCACACAGCAGGAUGAAUUACGAAUUGACGUCUUGUCUUGACUUUGACUUGGAUUUAUUUUAGAAUUAAUACAUCUGCUUUUUUUUCCUGUUACAAGUGUAUGCCAAAAUCGUUGGACCGCGUUUGUUUGUUUAUUAUCAUCAAUAUUGACACAGCACGAUGGGCGUACUUCAGCGGUUGGACUCCGCCCUUGACUUUGAAGGAAUUGGCAUUCCCAUGUCUGUCCUUGCCAGUUUCCUAGGUUGGUUCUCUCUGUACUGCGUCCUGUGCUUGGCAAACUCUAAACGAAGCUAUGAGUGGCAUUGUCGAGUGGUCACGGGUGUUCAUGCUGUUGUCAUCUCGACCCUCAGUUACGUCUUUGGGAUGUACUACAAUCCUUGGUUCAUAACAAAUCCAGGUGGACGUAACAACAAUCUUGAGAUCCUCACUCUGGUGAUAUGCAUGGGGUAUUUCCUGUUUGAUUUCUGCUGGUGCCUCUGGUUUCGGGAGGAAGUCUUCAUGAUCGCCCAUCAUUUCUUGACCAUUGUCUGCGUCACUGCAUCGCUUGCCUUAGGGAUAUCCGGGACGGAGGUCGGGGCGGCCAUCUUUGGGUCAGAGGUCAGCAAUCCCAUGCUACAGGCAAGAUACUUCAUGCGAGAGACUGGGUACACCAAAACCCUGGUGUAUGAGAUCAACGACCUUGCCUUCAUGAUAACGUUCUUCGUCUGCCGAAUGGGGAUCGGUACCUUCUUCAUCUACUCCUAUCUGCGGCAUCCCGCGCCCCUCUUCAUCUUCCGGGUCGGUUCCAUUGGCCUCUACAUUGUCAGCUUGAUCUUCAUGUAUGGUAUAGCUCGUCUUGCCGUUAGGAAGUAUGGGGGAUUCCUCAAGAGGUUGGUGGGGGCGGGGAAGUCCCACGCCAAGGUUAGGAAUGGUGAUGCUUCAAAGCAGGUCACUCGGGUCACAGGAGGUCAAGUGAAAGGGGUCACGGAAGGUCAGCAGGUCACAGGAGGUCCGGUCAAAGAAGCGCCGGAAGGCCAGGGAAGUAUGCAACUCAAUGGGCAUGCAAACGAUCAUGAACAUACGGAUUAGUAUUUAUUAUGGAUCAAUAGGUGUGCAUUGCUCAAGAUGUGCAAUGGUAGAUAUAAUGAAAUAUUCCAUAUAUUUGUGAGAACCAGAAUAGUGUGAUAGGAAGGUUCCGGGCACCAUAUCAUGAACCUUGUCAGAACUGACAAGUUGUCAUCCUCUGACAUUUACAAUAGUAACAGUCAGAGAUAGGUGCUUGUCAGCCAAUUACAAACUCACGAUUCCACUGAAAUUCAGAAAAGCUGACAAUUAAGUCGCUGGUGCCAACUUUCAUGAAGCACCUCUUGAUUUGUCUGCAGUUUCAUGAAGCAGGCUCCAUGGGAACAUUUUAUGAAGGGUCUUUUCAGUCAUUUGCUCUUAGCCAGUCAGAGACAAGGAUUGCAGUAGCUUAUAGCAGUUUUCAUUAAAAAAUUUAUUUCAUGAAAUUCUCCCCUGCACCCCUUUUGCUUCAGAUCUCUGAAUUCUCAGUUUGGAGGAAGGAAUAUCAAUUCAGUCUACUGUAAUCCAUUUUGAUAUGCCCUUUGUCUUUUUCUUGAUAAUUCCUCUCUUUGCUCCAUAUUAAGAAAUGCUUUCCCUUUCCUAAGUCAGGUUAUUCCUUGUUGUUAACAUAUUUGAUGUCUUCAUCUUUAAAAUAUCAGGGGUCCGUUUUAUAAAGGACUUGCAACUGCUGUAACUUUGCCAUAAUCGCAACUACCAUGGUAACAGGGUUUCAGCAGCCAAUCAAAAUCAAGGUUACCAUGGUAGUUUUGCCAUAAUGGCAAAGUUACAACAGUUGCAAGUCCUUUAUGAAAAGGACCCCAGGUGGGUGUUUCAUAAAAGUUGUCAGCACUGACUAAAUUGUCAGUGCUGACAAUUUCAGUGAAAUCCUUGGUUUUGAUUGGCUGACAGGCACUGGCCUCUGACUGUUACUAUGGUAACUGUCGGAGAAAGACAGUUGUCAGUGCUGACAACUUUCAUGAAACGGUCCCCUGGUUUCUGACAUCAAUGUGACAAUCCAAGUACUGUUUUCAAGUUGCGUUUUAGUGUUUGGGGUAUGGGUGUUUCACAAAUAAGCAUGUGCUAUUUAAAGUGAAAACAUGCAUAAUUACACAUGAUACCUAACACUGGUACGUGACAUUUGCUCCGAUGGAAAAUCUGCACGUUAAGCCACCAAAACUAAAUAAACCCAGUCCUCAUCUUUACAUUAUUUUGAACCAAAAACUCUUAUUGCAACGCUAACUCUAACCCUAUGCCCCCCUGAGAUAUUAAGACAGGAGCAAAUGUCGCAGGAGCAAUUGACGCAGGAGCAAAUGUCGCAGGAGCAAAUGUCGUGUCACCAUAUUACACAGCAAUUCGCCUUAUUAUCAGGGGUGUGAGAGUUCAGUUUUUGUUUGUUUUGUUUUUGUUUUUGUUUGUUUUCUUUUGUCUGUUGAUGUUUUACAAAUAUCCUCCAUACAAAAGUGUAAUUUCAGCUCUGUUUAUUUGUCACUCACAGGGCUCCUUUAUUCUGGAAACAACUCAAUUUUUAUUAAACAAUUUUACUUGCCAAAUGCAAUAACCAGUUAUUUGUUAUGAAUAUUUUUCAAAUCAUGAGUGUACCGUUUCAUAGGUUUUGAUAUUUCAAAAAGAUAUGCACAUGCUGCAUAAUUACUUCCCGCCCCCCCC
Lytechinus pictus (painted urchin) is the source of this 2740-nucleotide messenger RNA. Its product is annotated as TLC domain-containing protein 5-like. The transcript is spliced from 4 exons. The record is from RefSeq and is a predicted model, not a curated record. The coding region runs from base 194 to 1102 and encodes 302 amino acids. Lineage: Eukaryota; Metazoa; Echinodermata; Echinoidea; Temnopleuroida; Toxopneustidae. Gene Ontology annotation, cellular component: membrane.